Molecule: messenger RNA, 8815 nt
Organism: Diorhabda carinulata
Lineage: Eukaryota; Metazoa; Arthropoda; Insecta; Coleoptera; Chrysomelidae
Gene: l(3)73Ah
Product: polycomb group RING finger protein 3
Exons: 4
Coding region: 91-774 (227 amino acids)
Biological process (GO): regulation of transcription by RNA polymerase II
Cellular component (GO): PRC1 complex
Source: RefSeq, a predicted model, not a curated record
AUUAAAUUAGACAACCAUUGGUGAUUUUUGUUUGUGUAUCAAUUAGGGUUAGAAUUAGAGUUUUUAUAGAAUUAUGGUUUAUUGUAAAUUAUGAUAAUGGAAAGAAAAAUCAAACUCAAAACACUGAAUAGUCAUAUAACAUGUAAAAUAUGUAGGGGUUAUCUUAUAGACGCAACAACUGUUACAGAAUGUUUGCAUACUUUUUGCAAGACAUGUUUAGUGAAACAUUUAGAAGAAAACAACACAUGUCCAACAUGUACUAUAGUAAUUCAUCAGUCCCAUCCACUUCAAUACAUAAGUUUCGAUAGGACUAUGCAAGAUAUUGUUUAUAAACUAGUACCAGAUUUACAAAAAGAUGAAAUAAAUCGUGAAAAAGAGUUUUAUCGUCAAAGAGGCCUGCCAUAUCCUAAAGAUAUACCUUUAACAAAUGGUGAAAUACAUGGUGAAGAUAACCAUGUUGAUAAUAGUCAUGCUGAAAGUGAUUAUCAUAGACAAGAUGAACAAGUAAAUGUAUGUUUAGAAUGUAUCAGUUCAAAUUUGAAAACGUUGAAAAGAAGAUUUAUCAGAUGUUCAGCUCAAGCAACUAUUUUACAUUUGAAAAAAUUUGUAGCAAAAAAGGUUUUAAAUGGGAUGGAGAAGUAUAGAGAUAUUGAUAUUUUGUGUAACGACGAAUUAUUGGGCAAAGAUCACACAUUAAAAUUUGUAUAUGUAACAAGAUGGCGUUUUCAAAAUCCACCCUUAACAUUGCAGUAUAGACCAAGAAUUGAUAUAUAGUUUUUUGUUACUUAAUAUGGGUAAUUACGAAGGAAAAUCAUGUCAAGUUUGUAACUGCCCAUUGUUAUUUAUUUUAGUUAUUUAAAAUAAGUUUUUUAUUGUCAGUGUAUUGUGUUUAAAAUACAAAUAUUCAAAGAAUUGGAGGCUUGAAAUAUAUAACUGUUGCGAACAUUUUUAUUAUUUUUGCUAUACAUAUAUGUAUUGUCACUUGCUUUUUAUUAAAGCAAAUUAUGCUGCAUCAUUCCAAUUUGGAAGAAAAAUAGCUCAUUACAUUGCCUUGCCUUGUGAUCAUAAUUUUAUUUAAGAUUAAUUUAUUUUUCAGAUGCUUUGUGAAAUUUAAUUAGAGUUAUUUUUGAUUUUCAAUAUAUUGAUCUGAGUUUUAAUACUUGUGAUAGUGAAGAUAAUUAAUACAAAUGUUCGAUUUUUGGACAACAACUGUUAAGGAAAAUUGACAAUUUAUUAUACUGGGAUUAUUCUCCAACAUUGUUAUGUAUUAUAAAAGAUUUUUGUACAUUGGUGUAUCUAGUUAUCAAUAAGUUUUUUAUUAAAGGCAUUUUUAAAUAAAAAGGUUCAAGCAAUUGCAAUGAAUCUAUUUCAAAAUAUUGUAUAACAAAUUAUAAUUAUUGCAUUGAAAAACAUAAAUAUGAGCAUUUGUCAUGGAAAAUUAUUUAAUAAUAAUAAUCCUUUAUUAUUGAAACAAAAAUUUACAAAAAAGAAAAUAUUCAUAAUUUGUUAGCAUAUAGUACCUGGGGCACAGGUAGUGCCAUAUGGGACUUAGAAGCGAAAUUAAAUAAGAAGUUGCAUUUUUAAACAAUAGUGUACAAUGUCCUCUUAUGACUAGCUUUUAAAAAGGUUUGCUGAAUCAGCUUCUGGAGUUCCACUUUAAACCUCUUCACACUAAGAGUUCUAGUCUCUCUUGGCAGCUGAUUAUAGUACCUUAGACCUUGAAAUGCAAUCGACCUUUGGCCCGUUGUAGUUCUUGCUAUUGGGGUUCGUAGAUGGUCUGCUGAUCUGACACUGUGAUGAUGAAUAUUCCUAACCACAUUAAAGGAGAUUGUGAGUGUACCUCUCUCCUUUGUUGUAGUUGUUAGUAACGUAUCAUCUGCAUACAAGUUUAUUCUUCCAUGUAGCGGUAGAAGUGCCUAGGAAUUUACAUAAACCAGGAACAGAGUUGGUCCUAUUAUCGAGCCCUGAGGUGUUCCAAACAUGCACAUCUUUGUUGGGCUAUUUUGAUUAUUGUAGCUUACGUACUGGUACCUGUGUUCAAAAUAACUCCGAAAUCAAUUCACACGUGUCCAGAAUAAAGAAUUAUGCUGCUCUUGGAUAGCUGGUGAGGUAAAACUAGGAGGUUUUAUGUUGGAGGCAAGUUUAGGGCCAACACUAACAAAGAAGUUGUUUGAACAAGUAGCAAUAUUAACAUCACCCAUGAUCAUAGUGUCAUUUUCCAGUAUGUGUGGUAUGCAAAGAUGUUAGGAAUUAGAACGGUUAAUAAUUUUAUUCAAAAACUUCCAUGUCUUCUUGAUAUUUCCUUUCACUGAUUCCAUAUUUUGAUUUUAGUAAUCAGUCUUUGCUUUUCUUAUGACUGCUUUAAGAUUUCUCCGUACUUCUUCAUACUGUAAGUUUAAAUGUUCUGCAUUGGAAGAUAAUUUAUGCCUUUUGUAAUGUUCAUCCCUUUGCUCAAUCAAUUUCAGUAGAUGAGAAUUAAACCAUGGUGCAGAGUUUUUUCAGAAGCGGUCCUUGAUUGAUUUUGUUACUGUAUUAUCUUGGAAUGCUUUUAUUAAGGUAUUAAUAAAGCAUCCACAUUUGUUUAUGGAGCUGCUGGACUCUUCAUGUUAGCCAAAUCUGGCUUUAGGCCCUCUUUAUUUAGUGUAAUUUAGUAAUGUAGACGCAGAAAAAAAUGCUUUUUAGCCAAAACUCCAAAUGUUUCAAUAUUUCACCAAUUUUUGAUAAAAAUUCUCUACAUGUUCUUCCAACUUCAGCUGCUUUAAUAGACAUUAUAAUAUUGUACCAAAUUUAUAGUAGUGUAGUGCAGUAAAUCAUUAUAACAUGCUGCAUACGAUAUUAAAUCCAUCGAGUUUUUGAACAAAACAUUUCAAUCUUUCUAACAUCAAUAUAUUUAUGAUAUUCUCAUAUUAAAUAUAAAACAGUAAUAUCUGAUUCAUUAUAUAAGGUGUCAUAUAUAACCAUUAACAUUGAAAAUGCCUUUAAGUAUUUGCGGCAUGUGCAAUAAGUAGUUUUUGUAUAAAAACCAGUAAUUUUAGUACUAACAGUUAUUUUAAACACAAUAUAAUUAAGGUAAACUAUACUUACAUAUAGUACAAAUUUUGAUAGUACUGUUGUCAAAUACUGGAACUUCUUUCAUUUUUAUAUUCAUUUGUUCACCCUCUAAAUAUAAAUACAAAGAUGUAAGUUUUGUAAAAAAAGGUAUUCUAUAAUUUUUGUCACCACGGCUAUGAUGUUCAUUUGUGUAUGUAUAAUGCCUUUUGUGAAUUUUUUUAAGUAUGAAAGAUCGAUGUGUAAGAAUUAACAUUCAUAUUAUAUAACAACGACUCGUAGAAUAAUAAUCACAGAAAGCACAACAAAUGUUCAUUUGUAUCAGAAAUAGCUUUAUAAAGAAGCUUUAAAACUUUACUAAUAGUAAUUUGCAAUUACCAGAAGAAACAUUCAUUAAUAUUUUUUUAUUGUAAUACUAUUUUAGUAUUAUUUUUUGUUAAUGUUGUGUGGGUCGAAAAUGCGGUUGUUUUUAUCUUCAAAUCAUGAAAUAUCCUAUACCAAUCUACUAUAAUACCUACAAAUAUAGAUACUCUCAACAAGUGGUGAUAAAUGUAUUUUGAUCCUCACACCUAGUUAAGAUUUAUUGAAAGUUUUAAAUUGUAGAUGAAAUCCUCAUAAUAUUAAUCGAUAUUCUCAGUUAACUAUAUUUGAAUUUCUGGAACUGAUUCAUACAUACACAAUUACACUGACAGGUCUUUAAUAAUCAAGUUAUCGCCUUCAUUGAUUAAAGGUAAAAUUGUAGUGUGUUCAGUAUCAUAUUCUUUGUAGUUUAUGGCCAUUUUCUUCCUUACAUCCACAUACAAUUCUAUCUAAUUUUAAUAAAUUUGUAAUGAAUAUUAUUCAUAAUGGACAUGUAUCUAAGACCUUUCUUAUUUGUUAACUACAUUCUUCUUAUGUUAAAAAAUAUUUUAGAUUCAGUAAUUUAAUUAUAUUUUGAACUUAUUUUAUUCUUUUCCUUCUGAGUAAUUUUCAAAAGGUUUGUAUAGCUUCAUUGAUUAAUUGCUAAGUGAUCAUGAUCAUUGUUGAAACAAAUAUUUUGCAGUAUCAGUGUUUGACAUCAAAUCGGAGAUAUAUGUCAAUGUCUGUGUUUGAUUUAUUUUUAAAACUCUGUCAGUUCAUUUCAAUUGUGUUUUGUGGAUUUUGACAAUGGAAAAAAAUAUAUCAAAAUAAAUAAUCUGAUUGAUAUAGUGUGUUCGACAUAAUAUAGAUUUGCCUCGCUAUGAAUUUAACCUGUUGAGUAAACAUGAAGUGAUUGAAAAUCAUUUGUUGAAGCUGAAAGAAAUAGCCGCUAAAAUUUAUAGGUGUUAAGAAUUAAUUCAUUAAUUUUAAAUAAUUGUUUUACUGAAAAAACUGCUUUAUAUUUAGGAGUAAAACACUAUCUUAUUUCUGUUCAUACUGUUAAUAUUUCUUAUUGUUGUUCAUGUUACAAUUUUUAACAUUAGAAAUUCAUCUACAUCAGGUGCCUUGAAAACAUAUUUACAUUAGAAAAGCUUUCCAAUAAAAUUUUAGAAAUCUGUCCUCCACGAUAUUUGGGAGUAUUCAUUAGAUUAAAAGAAAAUGCUGAAACAUCGAUUAUUCUUCUAAGGGGGAAGAUUUUCAAAUUUUGCAUUGUUAACCUUCUCCCUUUCACUUCCACAACCCCUCAUUUCUUAAUAAUAUACCAUUUGUGGCGCAUCAUUAGAAAGGCAUUUAAACGGAGUAUUCAGACAUAAUAAUCGUCCACGAUUUUUUUCCGAUAUUUUCAUCAUCUGUAAAAAAGUCUUGAUCAAAUCAAAAUGCAACACAUUUUUCAAAUAAAACGUAACAUCUAUGGUUUAUUAAUGUCAUUUUUUGCCACAUAAAAGAUAACUUGAAACAAAUAUUUCAAACAAUUACUAAUUGUAAAACACUUCAAUAUUUAGAAACAGAGCUAGCGAGAAAAUUUCGUCAGAUAGGGUUAAUAGCUGAUCAAAAUAAAACGAUGGGAAUAGUUUUACAAUUGAAGUGGCAAAAACGGUCGUUUUGAACAAAGAAUCUGGUUUUUCGCGCACUAUCGUUUGUAGAUGUUUCCAACAUAAUUUUGUCCUUAAAAGAUACAGGGUACAGGAAAUAAAUGACAAUGACCUAGACAGACGACAGUUUUGAGAUAUUAGGAUUGACAAAAUUAUGCAAACUUUGUAUUUCCAUGCUUGUUUUUUACAUAAAUGCUUUUUUUUAAUUGGCACCAUACAUUGAUACAUUUGGCUUUAUUGAACUGACGAAAAUCCUAGAGUGUUCUACUAAACACAUAUCGUACAUCCUCUUUUAAAUUAAUCUUGUGGACAGGCAUUUAUGGAGAUAGUAGUGUUGGCCAUUUUUUGCCAAAUGUACAUAAUCAAAUUAUUAAGAGACACUAAUGAUUCCGCCCUCACAGAUGUAUUCCUAAAUGACAAUAGGUACCUGGAAGAUGAUCUCUUGUUCCAACAAGACAACAUGCCUCCACAUUAUAGCACAGUGUGAGACAAAAUCAUAAUGAACAAAUUUCGUAGGCAAUAGUCUAGAAGGAAAGGUUUUAUUGAAUAGUCUGGCAUAACUUCUCAUUCAUUUAAUUUUCGUUACUUUACAUGUAAUCACUUAGUGUUUUUGCAAAAUUUGUUUUAAUAUAAUUUUGAUGUGACAGAAAAAGUAGCAUAUUAUCACUUUAUAUCAUUUUUUUUGUAACGACGGUGAAAAUAUCGCAAAAAAUCAUGAAAGAUCAUGUUUAUACUAUAUCUAAAUGAGGAGGUUGACAUAUGACCAAACGUUUUUACAAUAAAGUUAGUUCUAAUUCUUCUUGUAUUGAUCAACUCUCACGACAAUAUCAUAUUGGCAAUCAAAUAUUAUCCAGGCUGCAAGCCUCAAAUGAAAUUCAUUGUUUUUAAUAUUUAAUUUUACUUUAUAAUAUCAUUAUACAGAUGCUAGAUAAACGAGUUACAGUGGUAGAUUCACGAGAUAUUUUUGUAAGAAAGAAACCAUUAUUAGUAAAGUUCAUACUUUUUGUGAAUUCAAUUCUUUGUUCGAAAUAUUUAAAGUUCAUUGAUGAAGGUAAAGGCUGAUGUUGAAUCAAAAAUAAAAGGAAAAACAUAUAACCUAAACAAAAAUGACAUUUAGGAUAACUUUCUCAACUUGUUCUCCCUAUAAUUGAAAAAUCGGUUAAGUUUUUUCAGUAAAACAUGUACUUUUUAAAACUUAUUCGAUUUUAGUUGAAUUAUUUCGACUGGUGGCAGAUCCAAAUAUUAUGAAAUUUAUUUUGUAGUUGCCUAUAGCCGCAAUAUCCAGGAAUAUACUGUAUCUUAAGUCAGGGAAAUACAAAAAAAACAAUUUUACUGAAAUUAGAAUACGCCACUCUUUAUUGUAUAUUAUUUUUUACUUGUAUCUGCUAUUGCUCAUUAUCUUGAUAUUCUUUGGAAGGUUUUUUUGUUAAUGAUGUCUAAUGAGAACUUCGAGUUUUCGAAAGUUUCAUAUAUUGUUAACAAUCUUAGAAGGAAGACAUUUAAAUCGCAAUUAAAUGAUGGUCAUAGCGUUACUUCAUGUUUAUAUCGCUGAUAUCAUGGAGCAGGUGAUGUAGUGGUAAAACAUAAGACAUCACUACACAGAGACAAUGUCGUUUUUGCAGUAGACCGCUGGAAAAAAUCAAAAUGCUGCUGCUGUUGAGCUUCAAAUUAGGCUCGGUGUCAACUAAUACAAUAUGUUGUAGAAUGCCAGACACCCUAUUAGUGCCUCUGUCAACGCGAGGAAAUCGAGUAGCUCGCUUAAUAUGACUUUAAGAACAUUUUUACGGAUAAACGCCAAUGCGGAGCGGAUACACAGCUCAAUGUUUAAUACACAACGCAGAUUUCGCGUUUUCUUAAAUGCUUGAGGACAUACGAAUAAAAUCAAAUGUUUUUUGUAAAUUGGACAUAAUAAUUUUAUUAUUACCUAAUUACAGUAUAUUAUUAUUUUUCUUUGAUGUAAAUAAAAUUAGUAUAUUGUAAUUUUGAUACAGUCUAACCAAUAAAUUAUUUAUUAUUAAUAAUUAUAUAUCAAAUAUUAAUUUAGAGAAAAAUAGAAUUUAAGGUAAUAUUCCUAGAUUUUGCGGUUGUGUGUAUAUAACAUAAAAAUAGAAUUGGUAUUGUUAUUCUCAAUAAGCCCAACGGCUAUUUUUAUCUUUGUAAAAUACUAAAUUAUAGCUGAUUGAGAGCAAUUACGUCCUGUAUAAAAUGUAUAUAGACAAAAAAUCAAUCCAACUAUUUUUGUAUAUAUUAAAAAGUUAUGGAUUUCAAUGAAUUUUAACAGUACUUGGUGUAUUUUGGGAAAGUAGUUCCAAUCACCAAUUUACUAAAAGUGUAUAUAUUUAUAACUAAAUUAUUGUUUACCUACCCUAGUGUGUUUCAUAGUGUGAUAAUUAAUAGAAUUGUUUUUGACAAACGAUAAGCAAGUCAAAAUGCAUACUAAAACUAUAGAGAUUACUAGACCAAUCAGUACAGUUUAUGCGCAAAUAAUUUCAAAUAUAAAGAUUCUCCUCCAAUUUCUGUUACAAAGUAAAUGAAUUCAACACAACACUUAUAUUUACAAUAAGCAUAUAUCUUAAGCAUACUAUUUUAAUUCAUUAUAUAACACUUUUACUGCUAUUGUAAACUUUUUUAAAAAACGCAUACUAAAAUGUUCGUUGAUGAGUAUUAAUAAUUUUGUGAAAAUGAAUUUUUCUAGUUUUGUUGUGAGCUAACCCCUCAAAUUUAAUGUUAUCAAAAUCACACAUUAGCUUUUACAUUCUCUAUACUCACGGGGAGAUAGCUUUCAAAUCUUCAUAAUUGAAAAGCAGCCGAAAUGUGCUGAACGAGUUACUGACUAAAAAUUUCCAUCCAAGUCUAAAACUGUUAAUCAAAAAAACUGUAUUAAAAAACCAGCAUAUUCAGUUAAUAUGACCCUAGUGACUUUCUCUGUCUACAAAACUCAAAUUAUCACCCGUUUGAAAUCUAGAUAAUACAAAAUAUUUAUAACAAGUACUGUAAUCGACUCCUGAAAAUCCGUUUAUAAAAACCUUUCUUCAAAUAGAAGGAUUGGAAGAAUCUCAAUUCAGUGGCCAGCAAAUUACUGAUCUCAACUGAAAAAGCAUAAAGCUAACAUCGCCAAACUUCAACAAAGCAAUGGAGAUGAAAUGACCUCGGAUGUGUUAUAAAAUGCCAUGAGUAUUUUGUUUAUAGAUUAAGGUAUUACUAGCAGAUUCUGGAAUGCUAUAAGGCCCACAAUAAGCUGGCUUGCGAAUUUCUAGAGGGCAUUAGGACAAGGACAAUGAAGCUAUCCAAGCCUGGAGCCAAUCAAUUGCUGAUAGGGACCGAAUCUCUAUUGGGAAUUUGUCACUCGCAGACAAGCCAAAAUCAUCAAAGGUGAGAAAAAUCACUCAGACAGCUGAAAUACUGCAGUUAGAUAAGAUAGAUAAUAUAGGUUGUGAAAGUCGUGAAUCUAUAUCGCUAAUAUUUUGACCUAUUUAUUUAUUAUGUACCCCGGACCAGUUUGGUAGCAACGACUUUGCGAAGUGAGAUAUCUGCCUGGGGACUAUGCGGAUACCUUUUCUGGCUUUGAGAAGAUUUGUCUAUGGACAGCUUCACACUUACAGAAUAUGUGUUCAGCUGCUUUCUUUGGUUCCUUGUAUAAACGACAAGAGGUGUUAGGACUUUUUCGGAUAGCACUUCAUCGGACAGAGUCCACUAAACAUUCUAGUACCUUUCCUUAGAUCAUAUUUUCUUAAUGAAAGGGUUUUUUGGGACCAUUUGGUUGAAUAAGAGAGAAA